Populus trichocarpa (black cottonwood) is the source of this 2494-nucleotide messenger RNA. RefSeq names its product transcription factor TCP4. Gene Ontology annotation, molecular function: DNA-binding transcription factor activity; sequence-specific DNA binding. The record is from RefSeq and is a predicted model, not a curated record. The coding region runs from base 1119 to 2159 and encodes 346 amino acids. Gene Ontology annotation, cellular component: nucleus. Gene Ontology annotation, biological process: regulation of secondary shoot formation. The transcript is spliced from 2 exons. NCBI's taxonomy places the organism in Eukaryota, Viridiplantae, Streptophyta, Magnoliopsida, Malpighiales, Salicaceae.
CAAGGCUUGUAAAGCUGUGGGUAGGAGUGGUGGGUAAUUGAGUCAUCUCUUUAUAAUUCAUGGCCCUAAUUAUACACAACAUUUCUGAUUAACAAGUCAUUAAAAAAAAAGUAGGAACUAGCAGAGAGAGAGAGAGAGAGUUGGGUUUUAGGGAUAGGUAACUAGAUAGAUAGAUUUUUGAUGUUACUGUUACAUUAGUGUUGUGCGGAGCUGUGAUGACAAAAUAUCUUCAAUCUCCUUUCUGACCAAACUCUGCCACCCUUUUCAGAAGCAUCAAACUAGGUCUCAUAGGCCAAAUUAGGAUUUUGCUCUUCUAUUUACUGCUGCCUAAUUGUUCUCUCUACCUUCUUCCUUCCAUCUGUAGUAAAGGGCAAAACUUAUUUUGUGACUUCUCUCAAUUCUUUCAAAUUUUCAGUUUCAAUAUCUUUGGACUUCAAUUUUCAUCUUUUCUAGGGAGUAUUUGCCCAUGUUCUGCUUAAUCUUGUUUUGUUUUGCUUGCAAAGUCUUGAGCUUGCUUAGAGAGAAACUCACCCCAUUCUAGUCUAUUUUUCCUCUGACAUCUUACUCUCUCUAGAGAUAGAGAUAGAUGAGUUGGUGAUUUAUUUACUAGAAAACUCCAAAUCAAGUUUUUUGGGUAGGAUUGUUUUCCUUGUGUUGUGUGGAAUUUGGAUUUAGUGGUGUUCUUGGGGCAUGGUAUCUGAGGAGUGCAAUGGCAGGAGCUUUCGGGAUCUGCAGCAAUAGCAGGAGUAUCGGCUUUAUGAUCUGUGGCAGCAGGAGGCAACAACAACACGAGAAGAAUCAAGAUUGAAAGGAAGCAAAGCAAGGAGUUUUGAGUGUCCCAGAAAACUUUUGAGAAAUCAAGAUUUUUAGGAGAGCAAAAUCUGAAGAUUAGGAAUCUGGAUUUCCAGAGAAAUCAGCAGCAUCCACAGAAUCCUAUCCUCCAAAUCAUACAACCAAGACCAGAAGAAACAGGAGAGAAAAGCUUAGGCACACAAAGCCUUUCCCAACAUCCUCAACUUCUCCAAAACCAACAACAAUAUGGGGAAGCUAUAAAUUCCAAUCAACCAGAAGCAGUCCCUAGCACAGAAUCAUUGGAUUAUGCAAAACAUAGACAAAGAAUGGGAAUGAAGAGCACUGCAGGAGAAAUUAUUCAGGUCCAAGGUGGCCACAUUGUUCGAUCCACAGGGCGUAAAGAUCGACACAGCAAGGUUUACACAGCCAAAGGUCCUAGGGACCGCAGGGUCAGGUUAUCGGCUCAUACUGCAAUACAAUUUUAUGAUGUUCAAGACCGGCUAGGCUAUGAUCGACCCAGCAAAGCUGUUGAUUGGCUUAUCAAGAAGGCAAAGUCUUCAAUUGACAAGCUUGCUGAGCUACCGCCAUGGCAACCAACUGCUAACAAUGCUAAUGCAAACUUGGAGGCAAACCAGAAUGCUGGAUCUAGUGAAAUGACAAUUGCAGAGGAACCAGAAUCAUCUGGCUAUACUUUUCAGCUCCAUAGGCAAUUGACUGAUCAUAAUCCAAGCAAUGAUUCAUCUUUCCUUGCACCAACUAUAGACCCUGAUGCCAUGAAAUCUUUCUUCCCAACAAGCUCCACAAACUCAUCAAUGAACUUCCAAAGCUAUCCUACUGUAAUUUCAAGAACCACAAACCACACUGAAGAUCUUGGCCUAUCCCUUCACUCUUUCCAAGAUCAAGGUCUACUUCAUGGGCAGUCACAGGCAGACACAACCCAUACUCCUUCAACUGAUGAUCAGACUCUUUUUGAAGGAUCAGCUACAGUAGGGUUUGAUGUUAAUUUUCACAGAAUGUUGGCUUGGAGCAAUGAUACAAAUGCGGAGAAUAGAGUUGCCGGGGGAUUUACAUUUAACCCCCCACCUUUGACACCACACCAAGCAAUGCUAGCCCAAGCCUCAGCAUUUUCCCAGAGGGGGCCCCUUCAGUCCAGUUUUCCGCAUUCCAUUCGUUCAUGGAAUGAUCUUCAUAUGGCAUCCACAGACCAUCAUAGAACACAGGAAUUUCAUCAAUCUUCGAUUUUUGGCAGCAGGUUUGUAUCUGAUGGAUUGUCAGGUUUUAGCAUUCCAGCCCGAAUUCAUGGCGGGGAUGAGCAAAAUGUUGUAUCAGAUAGACCAUCCUCUUCUUCUCCAAAUUCUCAGAAUUGAAGAUAGAGCUGAACAUGCUGCUGCUCAAGCAUGUUCAAGGUUACUACUAUGGAAUCAACCAGGGAGAAUGAUGGUCAAACAGAAAAAGAAAGGAGCAGAGAUUCCAGUGAUUUCAGUUGAAUGCUUUGGCCUAUGAGAAGAAAACAUCUGGUUGGAUUCAACAUUUUUUUUCUCCAAAUAUGUUUGAUAGAUUCUCCAGGCAUUUUAUAUUAAAGCUUAUUUAUUUAUUAAGUGGGCUCUUUCGGCUCAACUCUAAUACUAUGUUGACUGUCACCUGAUCUUGAUUUGCUGCUAGACUUGGAUUCUUGAAUUAUCACUGUUGCUGUUUUAUGUUA